GGAGGGCUGUUGAGAUUCUGGGCACUGCCUUCUUAAAGGGACGGCCAUAGACGCAGUUCCUGCACUUCCCUCGGCAUUUCGCAGCCUCCUGUAUCAUCCCUGCUCUGUCUGAAUCUCUACGGCCUGAGCGAUGUCUCGGAAAGUGGUACGUUCCAGCAAGUACCGCCAUGUUUUCGGCCAAGCCCUGAAGGCCGACCAAUGCUACGAUGAUAUCCGGAUUUCCCAGAAUACCUGGGACAGCAACUUCUGCGCGGUCAACCCUGUCUUCAUCGCCAUGAUCGUCGAGGCUUCGGGGGGCGGGGCUUUUAUGGUCCUCCCUCUUUCAAAGUGUGGACGGAUCGAUAAGGCCCAGCCUCUGGUGUGCGGGCACACGGCUGUUGUUCUCGAUAUUGAGUGGUGCCCACACAAUGAUCAUAUCAUCGCCAGCGGCUCCGAGGAUUGCACUGUUAUGAUUUGGGAGAUUCCAGAGGGUGGUCUGACUCGCCCGCUCACCGAUGCCCUGGUCACUUUGGAGGGUCACUCAAAGAGAGUUGGCAUCAUUGCCUGGCACCCAACAGUCUCCCAAAUCGGCUGUGACAAUGUGAUCAUUGUGUGGAACGUGAGUACAGCAGAGAAAGUGAUUGUGAUGGAUAAUGUGCACACAGACACCAUCUACAGUGUCUGCUGGAACCACAAUGGGAGCAGGAUUCUCACCUCCUGUAAGGACAAGAAACUCCGAGUGAUUGAACCUCGCAAAAACACCCUCAUCAUGGAGAAGGAAAAACCACACGAGGGUUCCCGUCCAGUCCGAGCUAUUUUCCUCACAGACGGGAAAAUCCUAACAACUGGCUUCGGGAAGAUGAGCGAACGCCAAGUGGCCUUAUGGGAUACG
Molecule: messenger RNA, 871 nt
Organism: Rhincodon typus (whale shark)
Lineage: Eukaryota; Metazoa; Chordata; Chondrichthyes; Orectolobiformes; Rhincodontidae
Product: coronin-1A-like
Exons: 6
Biological process (GO): actin filament organization; cell migration
Molecular function (GO): actin filament binding
Source: RefSeq, a predicted model, not a curated record